Messenger RNA from Ilyonectria robusta, 1368 nucleotides. RefSeq lists its product as uncharacterized. Bases 1 to 1368 code for a protein of 455 amino acids. The record is from RefSeq and is a predicted model, not a curated record. The transcript is spliced from 3 exons. NCBI's taxonomy places the organism in Eukaryota, Fungi, Ascomycota, Sordariomycetes, Hypocreales, Nectriaceae.
AUGAACAAGCCGAGCACCGUCUAUCCUGCCCUUGUGCCUCUGCCCGAGCAGGGAGAAGUCAAAGCCGGCAUUGUUUUGGACGGCGGCGCCCUCAAGAGCGAUGCGCCAUCCCAUGAAGGAACUCUCACAAAGUCGGGCUAUGAAGUGGUCUUCCAGCGCCUGUACGAGGUUCACGGUCAGAUAGGAGGGCCUGGGUCGUCGCCCAACGAUGCGACGCUCCUCGUUCUGAAAGUCUCCCCUCGCGCUGACCAAGGUCGGUACUUCAAGAGCUGCAGAAUUUCUCUCACCGUCGAACACGACCCCGGAGACAAGAAGGCAUACACCUCGGACAAGCCCACGUUCAAGUCCUACGAACCGGCGCAGGACGGAGUUUGGUACAUCGGCGAGCACAUGAUAUCCAGAAGCGAGACCGGCGAGACCCAGGCCAACGCAUCGGGCGAAAUUCCAGGCGGCGUCUCCAUCGGCUUCUCCGCCUCGAAGUCGGUCACAGAAGAGUCGUCCAAGCGCAUCCUGCACACAGUCGAGGCCAAGUCAGCUUGGCGCCCCGGUUCGGGUCGUGACGCAUCGCCAUAUCAAAUCACCUGGACGCUGAAGCCGGCUGAAAAGUCCAAUGGAAUCGGCGACUACAUGGCAGUUGCCCUCCUUGUCAAGCAGCAUCGGGGGUCCAAGUUCGUCCUCCAGGCUGAAAGUACGGCCAAGGUCGGGCUGCGGGCUAAGCUUGGCGACCUGUUUGACGGCUCUGUUGGCAUAACCUUGGGGCCAUUCGGGACAGCGCUGCGCGAUGACCAAAUCCAGAACAUUCCAUCCGGCAUCAGCGCAAACAACCUGGGAGCGGCGUCCCGGGAGAAUCUUCUGCAGUCGCUCGCCUUCAUCCACGUCCCAGAGAAGCGGGAAGCGCGCCAAGUCUACGGAUACCAGGCUCCCAAUCUCCAGCCACCCAAUUUACCGGCGUCUCUUCCAUCCGUCACCUCAGAGUCUGUCACACAACUGCCACCAGAGAUCCAAUCAGAGAGGAACACAAAGACAGCUGAACCAACGCCACCUCCCGUGACGCAGCAGCCACGGCCGCAGGUCGCCGCUGAAAUCAAUGUGCAUCCACUGGCGGAUGCCGAAAUCGCCAGCAGCUUCGUUGCAAGACCGAGGAUAGUACCGGUACAAGGCUCCCAGAUAGGGGAAGCAGAAGCACGCCAGAAGGCGCUGUGCCCCUUUGCUUCCGUGUCCAUAGUGCAGGCUCGUGCUAUGCGCCAUCGUAGGAUGGCUGCGCUCUAUCAGCGACUUGCGAAAUUGCACAUGGAGGAGGCUCAAGAUGCCGACAGGGCUUAUGGGGAAAUGUACGCAGAUGAAGCUGAACAGGAAGAAUACGAGUGA